Molecule: messenger RNA, 1099 nt
Organism: Dufourea novaeangliae
Lineage: Eukaryota; Metazoa; Arthropoda; Insecta; Hymenoptera; Halictidae
Product: WD repeat-containing protein 61
Exons: 8
Coding region: 116-1099 (327 amino acids)
Cellular component (GO): Cdc73/Paf1 complex
Molecular function (GO): protein binding
Source: RefSeq, a predicted model, not a curated record
GCAUAUGUGUUUAUACACAAGUUUCUAUGAAAUAGAAUAGAAAUAUUUUGUUUAUUUACAUAAACCAACUAUUAAGAUUAUAUUGUUUUGUAUAUACAAGUAAUUAUUUCCUAACAUGUAUUCGUUAAUUAAUAAGACAGAAAAUGCACAUGAAGAUAGUAUCUGGACUUGCGCCUGGGGCUGUCCGAAAAAGAAAAAGGAAACUCAACCCGACAAUGAAGACUCGCGCGAUUCAAUGCGAUCUAAUGAUGAAGAAACAGUGGAAUACAUAGUUACUGGGUCUGUUGAUGACACUGUGAAAGUUUGGGAACAUAGGGAGAAAACAUUACAAUUGAAACACAAGUUAACUGGUCAUUCCCUUGGUGUUGUAUCUGUCGCAGUAAGUUCAGAUGGUUCAAAAUGUGCGUCAAGUUCAUUGGACUCUAGCUUAAAGUUGUGGGAUUUAGAAACUGGGGAAAAAAUAUCAAGUAUUGAAGUAGGUCCUGUAGAUAUUUGGACAGUAGUAUUUUCUCCAGAUGAUAAAUUCAUCGUAUCUGGCAGUCAUUCUGGUAAAAUACAUUUGUAUGGAACGGAAAGUGGUAAACAAGAACAAACAUUGGAUACCAGAGGUGGAAAAUUCACAUUAAGUGUUGCCUAUAGUCCUGAUGGUAAAUACAUUGCUAGUGGUGCCAUAGACGGAAUUAUCAAUAUAUUUGACGUCACCUAUGGAAAAGUAUUGCGUACAUUAGAAGGUCAUGCAAUGCCUAUUAGAUCUUUGUGUUUCUCACCUGAUUCUCAGCUACUUCUUACUGCAUCAGACGAUGGGCAUAUGAAAUUAUAUGAUGUGAAAGAUGCUAAUUUAGCCGGAACUAUGUCAGGCCAUGCUUCGUGGGUACUUGGUGUUGCUUUUUCGCCAGAUGGUCAAAAAUUUGCGUCUAGUAGCUCGGAUCACACAGUUAAAAUUUGGGAACUUGCACAACGACAAUGCCUUCAUACAUUCAACGAACAUAAUGAUCAGGUGUGGGCUGUGAAAUACAGUCCUCAAAGAAACAAUAUACUUGCAUCGGUAUCAGAAGAUAAGUGCAUUAAUCUGUAUGAAUGUCCAAUAUAUGAUAAAUAA